CAUGUCGGAACCAACAGCUUCUCGGCCACGGCUAUCUACCCGGACAUACAUUCAUGUGUGCAACUUCCGGUCCGCCAGCUGGUCAUCAUGCAACCUUUGCAGCGGACACAGCGUAUGUUAUUUAUGUUUUCACAACUCAGGCACGCGAGCAAAUCUGCAGGUCAAGCGAGUGUUUCCGCUAAUAUACAAAACCACGAUGGGCUGGUAAAGAUGGCUAACCCUUACAAGGCGCCAGAUAAAGGUUGUGUCCUCUGCAACGUCACCGUGGACUUCAAGAACAUUCAGCUUCUAUCUCAGUUCAUCUCACCGCACACGGGAAGGAUUUAUGGGCGACACAUGACAGGACUUUGUGGGCCAAAACAAAAAGCCAUCUCCAAAGCCAUCAAGAAGGCUCACGCUAUGGGUUUCAUGUCGGUGACGCACAAACAUCCACAGUUGAUGAGAGAUCCAAACAUCUGCAGCAUCAAACAGCCGGAUUAGCCCCGUCUCCCCCCUUCGCUCAUUGGCUAUUAAAACGUCUGACUGCUGA
Messenger RNA from Doryrhamphus excisus (bluestripe pipefish), 529 nucleotides. It is a transcript of the gene mrps18c, whose product is annotated as mitochondrial ribosomal protein S18C. Lineage: Eukaryota; Metazoa; Chordata; Actinopteri; Syngnathiformes; Syngnathidae. Gene Ontology annotation, biological process: mitochondrial translation. Gene Ontology annotation, molecular function: small ribosomal subunit rRNA binding; structural constituent of ribosome. Gene Ontology annotation, cellular component: mitochondrial small ribosomal subunit; ribosome. The record is from RefSeq and is a predicted model, not a curated record.